UCACAACGGAUCUUAUCAUUCGUUUACAGUUUCUUCAGGACAGCCACAGUGACACACCCGGAAAAUGAAAACAGAGCACACAGGAUAGAGUUGGUGCUUCUUUUGUUAGUCGGUUGUUUGAAGACGGGUUUGAGGUUUAGCUAAAUAUUUGAGUGUUUUCAGUAAAAAUCUACUCAUUUUAAGCCUCGGAGAGAGUUUAUCAACGAGCAGGUAACUCCUGCUGAAGAAACAUUCAGAGUUUAAAGAAAUCAACGUCAAGAUGGAGGACAAGAUGGAGUAUCAGCACAGACUGCUGUUUUUUACCCGGAUACCGAAGAUCAUCUUACACCGGAUAGAUCUCCGACAUUGUUCUGUGUGUGAAGACGACGGGAUUUUCAAUGAACUCAGCAACCAGGAGGGGAACUUCACAUUAAAACAAGAGGAACCAGAACCUCUGCAGAUAAAACAGGAACCAGAACCUCUGCAGAUAAAACAGGAGCAAGAAGAACCAGAACAUCAACAGCUCAAAGAGGAAGAGAAGGAACUCUGCAUCAAUCAGGAUGAAGAGCAGCUUGUGCUGAAACAGGAGACUGAUGACAUUUUGGUGAUUCCUCUUAAUGUGCAAAGAAUCCACAAUGAAACAGAACCACAGAGGAACCAACUCAUCUCUCAUGGCUCUGCUGAGGAUGAGAACCAGGAUCAGGAAGGAAGCGAUUCUGAGGACUCAGGGGAAAAGAGAAAUGAAAAACAGAAACGUCAGAGAUAUCAGAAAAUCAAACGGCAGAAAGGUAAAACUGAGUGUUCAACACAGAAAACACACAAGAAGGCUCAGCGAGACCAAAAACAAUAUUCUUGUGAAAUCUGUGAUGAAGUCUUUUCUCAAAGCAGUUCCUUGAUGACACACAUGACAACUCACAUGGACAAGAAGCCUUUCACAUGUUCAACCUGUGGAAAAAGCUUCCAAAACAAAUCUCAUUUGCUUCGUCACAUGAUAAUUCACAGAGGAGAGAAGCCCUUUUCAUGUGUGACUUGUGGAAAAAGUUUCAUAAAGAAAGCUUAUUUAGUUACUCAUAUGAGAAGUCACACAGGUGAGAGGCCUUUCUCAUGUGAGAUAUGUGGAAAAGGUUUCUUAAGUAAACCUAAUUUAGUUAGUCACAUGAGAAGUCACACAGGGGAGAAACCUUUUUCAUGUGUGACCUGUGGAAAAUGCUUCCAAGUCAAAUCAAGCUUACUUCGUCACAUGAUGAUUCACACAGAUAAGAACCCUUUCUCAUGUGUGGCUUGUGGAAAAAACUACCGAAACAAAUUUACUUUUCUUCGCCACAUGAAGAUUCACACAGGAGAGAAGCCUUUUUCAUGUGUGACUUGUGGAAAAAGUUUCAUAACCAAAGCUGAGUUAGUUAGUCACAUGAGAAGUCACACAGGUGAGAUGCCUUUCUCGUGUGUGACCUGUAGAAAAAGCUUCAUAAGUAAAUCUAAUUUAGUUAGUCACAUGAUGAUUCACACAGGUGAGAAGCCUUUUUCAUGUGUGACUUGUGGAAAAAGUUUCGUAACCAAAGCUCAGGUAGUUACUCACAUGAUGAUUCACACAGGUGAGAAGCCUUUCUCAUGUGUGACGUGUUUUAAAAGCUUUCCAUUGAAAUCUCAUUUACUUCGUCACAUGAUGAUUCACACAGGUGAGAAGCCUUUCUCAUGUGUGACCUGUGGAAAAAGUUUCAUAAGUAAAUCUAAUUUAGUUAGUCACAUGAAGAUUCACACGGGUGAGAAGCCUUUUUCAUGUGUGACUUGUGGAAAAAGUUUUGUAACCAAAGCUCAGGUAGUUACUCACAUGAGAAGUCACACAGGUGAGAAGCCUUUCUCAUGUGUGACAUGUUUUAAAAGCUUCCCAUUGAAAUCUCAUUUACUUCGUCACAUGAUGGUUCACACAGGUGAGAAGCCUUUCUCAUGUGUGACCUGUGGAAAAAGUUUCAUAAGUAAAUCUAAUUUAGUUAGUCACAUGAUGAUUCACACAGGUGAGAAGCCUUUUUCAUGUGUGACUUGUGGAAAAAGUUUCAUAACCAAAGCUCAUGUAGUUACUCACAUGAGAAGUCAUACAGGUGAGAGGCCUUUCUCGUGUGUGACUUGUGGAAAAGGCUUCCCAUGCAAAUCCGAGUUACUUCGUCACAUGAUGAUUCACACAGGUGAGAAGCCUUUCUCAUGUCUGACCUGUGGAAAAAGUUUCAUAAGUAAAUCUAAUUUAGCUAGUCACAUGAAGAUUCACACAGGUGAGAAGCCUUUUUCAUGUGUGACUUGUGGAAAAAGUUUCAUAACCAAAGCUCAGGUAGUUACUCACAUGAGAAGUCAUACAGGUGAGAGGCCUUUCUCGUGUGUGACUUGUGGAAAAGGCUUCCCAUGCAAAUCCGAGUUACUUCGUCACAUGAUGAUUCACACAGGUGAGAAGCCUUUCUCAUGUGUGACCUGUGGAAAAAGUUUCAUAAGUAAAUCUAAUUUAGUUAGUCACAUGAUGAUUCACACAGGUGAGAAGCCUUUUUCAUGUGUGACUUGUGGAAAAAGUUUCAUAACCAAAGCUCAGGUAGUUAGUCACAUGAGAAGUCACACAGGGGAGAAACCUUUCUCAUGUGUUGCCUGUGGAAAAAGCUUCCAAGACAAAUCUAGUUUACUUCACCACAUGAAGAUUCACACUGGAGAGAACUAGGCCUGUCGCGAUAAACAAUAAAUCAAUUUAUCGCACAAUAAAUUAAAACUACUGACCUCAUUUUAAUUAUCGGCUUUAUCAUUUCUUCCGGCC
This is a messenger RNA of Xiphophorus hellerii (green swordtail), 2767 nucleotides long. Its product is annotated as oocyte zinc finger protein XlCOF6-like. Bases 260 to 2674 code for a protein of 804 amino acids. The record is from RefSeq and is a predicted model, not a curated record. Gene Ontology annotation, molecular function: DNA-binding transcription repressor activity, RNA polymerase II-specific; RNA polymerase II cis-regulatory region sequence-specific DNA binding. NCBI's taxonomy places the organism in Eukaryota, Metazoa, Chordata, Actinopteri, Cyprinodontiformes, Poeciliidae. Gene Ontology annotation, biological process: negative regulation of transcription by RNA polymerase II; regulation of immune system process; regulation of cytokine production. The transcript is spliced from 2 exons. Gene Ontology annotation, cellular component: nucleoplasm.